UUAAAAAAAUGUUGAUCGGUUUUAUUGGAUCAGGCAAAAUUGCUCAGGCUUUGAUUAAGGGUUUCACCAGUGCCGGAAUAUGUCGUGUUGAAAGUAUAUUGGCAAGUGCUCCAAAAGAGGAUUAUACAAAUCAUUAUAAAACUCGUGACAUUGGCUGCCGUACUACAUAUGAGAACAAAGAUGUGCUCAAACAUUCGGACAUAGUGAUUUUAGCUGUAAAACCACCGAUUGUACCUCAAGUAUUGGCUGACAUUAGUAGUUUUGUCACACCUAAGCAUCUGAUGAUUUCGAUUGCUGCUGGCAUUAAAUCGAAUUCGAUUGAAAAAUUAUUACCGGAACAAUCCAAAGUGGUUCGAGUGAUGCCAAACACCCCAGUAUUAAUCAAACAAGGUGCAAGCGUAUUUUCAUUAGGACGUAAUGCACAGAAAUCCGAUGGAGAUGUAGUAAAAAAAUUGUUUGAAAGCGUUGGCAUUUGUGACCAGGUACCAGAAAAUUUGAUCGAUGCAUGUACGGCUCUGAGUGGCUCUGGACCUGCUUACACUUAUAUGUUUUUGGAGGCAAUGGCUGAUGCUGGUGUACUGCAAGGAUUGUCUCGUGAACUUUCCUACAAUCUGGCUGCUCAUACUUUGAUUGGUGCAGCUAAAAUGGUUUUGGAAACAAAAAAACAUCCAGCUGGAUUAAAGGAUGAUGUAUGUUCACCAUCUGGCUGUACGAUUAAUGCAAUGUAUAGUUUGGAAAAGAAUGGUUUCCGAACAGUACUUAUGGAUGCUGUUGGUGUAGCCACAGAAGUAGCACGAAAAGAUGAACAAUAAUUUUGGUCAAUAAAUCAAUUAUAUAAAUAAUGACUAACAAAAUGUACUUAGAUUGAUCGAUCAGACAAUUUUAUUUUUGCAUACUUUGCAAAACUGAUACGAUUAUCAACAAUAAUAUAUAUUCACACACACACACACACACAUACACAAAGACAAGUAAGCAAACAAAGGAGCCAUUUAUUUUAAUUAUUAAAUCAAAAAUAUUACAUAAUAAAUAAUCUUGAUCUUUUU
Dermatophagoides farinae (American house dust mite) is the source of this 1043-nucleotide messenger RNA. RefSeq names its product pyrroline-5-carboxylate reductase 1, mitochondrial. Gene Ontology annotation, biological process: L-proline biosynthetic process. The record is from RefSeq and is a predicted model, not a curated record. Lineage: Eukaryota; Metazoa; Arthropoda; Arachnida; Sarcoptiformes; Pyroglyphidae. Gene Ontology annotation, molecular function: pyrroline-5-carboxylate reductase activity.